ACAUGAGGCCAGUGAGGCCAGCAAAGAGAACAUGAAGAACCCGUUCGGAGAAGCGGUAAUAGUUGCCAAUAUUGUGUUCCUUGUGCUUGCGACAGUCUUCGUUGGCUUACGAUUCACCUCGCGAAUUUUUAUCUCCCGGAGAGCAACAGCGCCGGAUUAUGUGAUGUUGAUCGGAUGGAUACUUCUAGUUGGAAUCACCGCUGUCAAUAUAUAUGGCGCGUCUAAAGGUUUGGGACUCUUUGCAGGGGUUCUCCAAAGCUGGAGGCGGCCUUUGGCUCGGGCCGAGUACGCAUUCCCUGUGCUCUAUUAUCCAGCAGUCACAGCUAUUAAAUCAUCCAUCCUCCUCUUUUAUCUGACUCUGGCGAAAGGACAGUUUCUUUUCCGAGUGGUAGUGCUCGUUACUUUUGGUAUUGUUAUCCUGUUUGGCCUAUCCUUGACCCUGGUGAAUCUGUUCCCAUGUCGUCCGCUCUCGGCUUCUUUUUUAAUUGAGACACCUCCCGGGACCUAUUGUAUCGACAUUGUUGCGCUCUAUAUUUCCUCAGCUCCGAUCAAUAUUCUCACUGAUGUUGCCAUUUUCUUUCUGCCAAUGCCGAUACUCUGGAAUAUACGACUCCCACGUCGGCAGAAAGUCAUUUUGCUCCUCACAUUUGGAGCCGGGAUAUUUGUCAUUGUUAUAAGCAUCCUUCGCACGGAGUUUCUUUUGCACGCAGCGGUUGAACGAGCUAUCAAACCCCAACCCCCAAGCGUUCACGACCUCUCAUGUAAGCUCUCCACUCCGAUAUAUUCAUUAUGUACUCACGGGCUUGUCGGCACAGAUUACGAUGCAUAUGUCUUUUUAUGGUCCACGGUAGAGCUGAGCCUUGGCAUCAUGUGUGGCUGCGUUCCUAGCCUAAAACCUCUUGUCUCCCGAAUUCUUCCUUGGGUCCUCCAUACGACAGAGGAGACGACUCGUUCCAGUGACACCGGUACAUCUCUGGUUCACCGGCCUGGAAGAGAUAACAACCAAGUGAUUGAGACGGAUACCACGGCCGGGAUUGCAGUACCUGAAAAUUUGGAGUCGGCAGCUAGCGGACCGGAAAAUGCACCAUCGAGUACCCCCAGCCAGCCCUGGUUUGAUUUCGUUGUACUCACCAGUUCACGGAACAUGCUUGGCAUGAGCGGACGAGAAUCAAUAUUCCCACUCACAGUAAUAUGUGUUAUCUUCUUUUUGUGGGGUUUUGCCUACGGAAUUACAAGCACAUUCUGGUUGCAAUUCCAGCAUGCCACUAGGAGCAAAGUCGAUGUAACGUUCGCGUUACAUGCCAGUUAUUUUGGUGGCUAUGUCUUCGGGCCCAUUCUCCUGGCACGUCCUAUUCUGAACUACAGUGGUUUCAAAAUCGCCUUAGUCACAGGUAUAUCAAUCUUUUGGUUCGGUAUGCUGUCAUUCUGGCCUGCGACUGUACUCGUCUCGCUUCCGGCCAUCCUGGUUGCCAUGUUCAUUGCCGGAUUGGGAGUUUCUGUGGUGGAAACAACAGCAAAUCUCUUCACUACGCUUUGUGGACCAUCAGGACGUGGUGAAAUGCGACUUAGCAUCGCCAAGGGUAUAGAAGCGAUAGGUGUGACAGCCUCUACGAUAUUAUCGGAUAAAGUUUUCUUCACGAAUGUGGUAAGUGCUCCAGGACUGAUAGACGUGCAGUGGAUAUUUCUUGUUCUGGCGAUAGUUCCACUGCUCCUGGCGUUCGCAUACACCUUCGUGAGCCUUCCUGAGGUCUCGAGCGAUGAGUUGAGAGAUCGCGCACAUUGCAGAGAACGAUUCACUUGCAGUCGUAUUUCUGAGGUUCGCGUCAUGUGGAUAACGUUGAUCCUCGGGUUUCUAGCGCAAUUCUGCAGUAUUGGAGGUGAAGAAGCCUUUCGAACUAAUUUCCGGUUGUUCGUGAUAUUUAAUGAACCAAACCCUCGCCCCCCACUUUAUGGAUUUGUCGCCAUAAGCAACGCCGCAUCCGCAGCUGGCUUCCUCUUCACUGCGCUUUUAUUGUACUUCUUGAAACCUCGUUGGAUCCUUCUGGGUCUGUAUCUCUGCGCAAUCCUAUUUUCGGCCCUCAGCAUAGUGACGAAUAGCUAUGCCGGCAUCGCGAUGGCUAUUCUCCUCUCAUUUUUCAGUGCUGGAAUCUCGCCCAUAAUAUUUGCAAUCUGCCUCCGCGGGAUGGGGAGACAUACGAAAACCGCUGCCGCAUUCUUGACGACGGCCGUCUCGGGCGGUGCGAUUUUCCCUUUCGUCCGAAAUAGCAUGUCCAAAGCACACGGAUAUCGAUAUGGAUACUAUCUCGAUGUUGCCCUCUUUUCAGCAGGCUCACUAUUUGCUGUCUAUCUCAACAUAGUGACGGGUGCACGAGUCCAAACAAAUUAA
This is a messenger RNA of Penicillium riverlandense, 2386 nucleotides long. RefSeq names its product MFS transporter. Gene Ontology annotation, biological process: transmembrane transport. The record is from RefSeq and is a predicted model, not a curated record. Gene Ontology annotation, molecular function: transmembrane transporter activity. The transcript has 3 exons. The coding region runs from base 32 to 2386 and encodes 784 amino acids. Lineage: Eukaryota; Fungi; Ascomycota; Eurotiomycetes; Eurotiales; Aspergillaceae.